AUGCCUUCACAAUUCUUCCGCUCCCCGCUCGACGACACCGAUACCUCGUACCAGAGCGACUCCUCUGGUGUCUACGAAGACGACCAACAAGAGAGCCUCGACGAGCCCGCCAAUGUCUAUGAUCUUGCCCGCACCAAGUCCGCUGCAUCUACAUCCAUCGAAGAGCUUUCCCGCUCCCUGCCAAAGAACUAUGUUGGUGGGCAGCUUUUCGACCACCGAGAGGGUGUGCUCCAUGCUCUGCUGGAGAGAAAUUGUCUGCUUGAAGCCGUCGAAGAGCUAAAUAGAACACGCGAUCCGAAACAUGACCGCCUCUACACCAAAGACGACCCUGAAGUUAAGGCCUGCGCAAAAGCCAAUUUUUUCAAGGUUGCCUCAAGCCUUGCCGCCCACGGCAUCAGCCAGUCUGGCCUUCACAGGGACGAGUUCAAGCCGCUCCGCGACAAUUACAAUCAGGCCCUCGAUGUCGCCAAAGAACCAGGAGGUGGCGCCCUUGAGCGCCUUCGCAAGAAGUCCCCGGACAGGAACAUCUAUCGCUCGUCGAGUACUUUGGAAUUGACCGGCCAUGCCCACAACGAGACAUCAUCGCCCCAACGCUCGCCUGUUAGAUUUGGUCCAGUGCCCCCAGGCCCUACUCCGGAUAUACUGCAAAGCAUUGUUGGUCAUGCACAUCCGCUUCUGCCGCCUAGCUUCUCCAUGGCGAGCUUUUACAACCUCCAAAUAAUCGGAAAAGGCGGAUACGGCACUGUGUUUUCAGGCUAUCACCCCCUCGAUGGAGGCUUCUAUGCCAUCAAGCAAAUCCCGCUUAGUGCCUCUCGUAUGCGCAACAUUCGCAGCAAAGGCCAAGCUGAGCUCGACGCUAUUCUAAAGGAGGUCCGAGCAAUGCAAGGAUUCGACCACCCAAACAUCGUCCGUUACCACAGCGCUUGGCUUGAGCGACCUUCAGGAAGUCUCCAUAAUCUCGUGAAGGCCAACCAAAGGCUUCUAGAGUUCGGUUCUACCAACCUUUCAACCAACAUGGAGUCAAGCGACGUCUCUGGCUCAAUAGCAGGCCUCGAACCGACUUUCGACUCGAGGCUGGAUUUAUCAAGCCCAGAUGAUGGUAUCGUUUUUGGCGAGGAUUCUGCACCAGGCCCGACGGCUCACUCUGGCUACCAUCUGCAAGCCCCUCGCAGCAGACGUCAGAGCUGCCGGACUUCCUCCUCACCGGCUAAAUCCGAGCGACCGGAAUCGGAGCUCGGGGAUCCCAUAGACUUUCUCUCGCCCACCAAGCAGUCGCGGAGGCGCAGAGAAAGCCACAAUACACUAUCUUCGUCUGUCUCGAGGAAGAGUUUCGUCCACAGCACCGAUGAUGAGUUUGAUGAAGAAGUUGAAAGAGACUUCGCUAAUCUUGCACUCUCGGGACCGCGGGAGAACUCGUUCGGAAUGGACAUUGUUUUUGAGGAUGACUACCAUGCCCAUCCACAACGUCGCACAGACCCAAGGACGCCCAGAUGCUCUGAUAUAUCACAGAUCAACUUGGCGCUUCACAUUCAGAUGGCGCUUUACCCAAUGACUCUGGCUGACUACCUCAAAGUUGAGACGGACUGUCUCACAGUGGGUCCUGGGGAUGACGCAAAAGACAAGACUGAUGAUGUGAAGUAUCGCCACUGCUUCCAUGUGAAACCAUCGCUCCAGAUUCUUCUGGCAAUUCUGGACGGUGUCCAGUAUCUACAUGCGCGUAGCAUGGUUCAUCGUGACCUUAAGCCCGCCAAUAUAUUCUUGUCUCCGUGCGAGCAAGUCUACCGCCACAAGGGACACGUGCAUCUCGGCGUGUGCAGGGAGUGUGCAAAAGUAGGCCCUUGUAGAGAUCUCCAGAUGGGCGUCCGCAUUGGUGACUUUGGGCUCGUCACUGAGCUUGCCCGUGCUGGAGGAGAUCAAGCACACGGCGCAGAAAAGGCGGUUGGGACCGAGUUCUACCGCCCACCGGGUCCAAGCCGCCAGCCGAGCGAGAAGUUGGACGUCUUCUCCCUUGGAGUCAUUGCGUUUGAGCUGCUGUGGAAGUUCGAUACUAAGUCAGAACGAAUCCACACUCUUAGCGAGCUCAAGCUCGGGAGGCUCCCUCCUCUCUUUACACCAAAGCUGGAGGGAUGCGGUACGCGCAUUGCUGAGCUUAUUCAAGGCAUGCUGCGGAGUGACGACGACGAACGUCUCUCAUGUGCUGAAGUCCAGAAAGAAGUGGAAGAUAUCAUUGCGACUUGGGAUACGUGA
This is a messenger RNA of Lasiodiplodia theobromae, 2247 nucleotides long. Its product is annotated as Kinase-like protein. Gene Ontology annotation, biological process: protein phosphorylation. The coding region runs from base 1 to 2247 and encodes 748 amino acids. The transcript has 2 exons. The record is from RefSeq and is a predicted model, not a curated record. NCBI's taxonomy places the organism in Eukaryota, Fungi, Ascomycota, Dothideomycetes, Botryosphaeriales, Botryosphaeriaceae. Gene Ontology annotation, molecular function: ATP binding; protein kinase activity.